This is a messenger RNA of Notolabrus celidotus (New Zealand spotty), 592 nucleotides long. RefSeq lists its product as uncharacterized. NCBI's taxonomy places the organism in Eukaryota, Metazoa, Chordata, Actinopteri, Labriformes, Labridae. Gene Ontology annotation, biological process: peptidyl-histidine dephosphorylation. The transcript is spliced from 3 exons. The record is from RefSeq and is a predicted model, not a curated record. Gene Ontology annotation, cellular component: cytosol. Gene Ontology annotation, molecular function: protein histidine phosphatase activity. The coding region runs from base 16 to 450 and encodes 144 amino acids.
GAUAUAGCCUGCUCCAUGUUGUAUAUACUCGGUAGACCACUGAACAGGUUAAGGGGGUCAGUCGGCUCUGUCACUAAAGCUACAGUCGCAAUGGCAGACGCUCUGGCUAAAAUCCCUGAUGUGGAGAUUGAUCCAGAAGGAACCUUUAAGUACAUUCUGGUCAGGGUGAAAGUAAAAGAUGGCGAUGCGCAUAAAGAAAUAGUCCGAGGCACUAAAAGUGCAGAGUAUCACAAUCAUAUAUUUGAGAAAGUCAACCCAGCUAUGGAAGCCUUGGGGAUGGAGUGUAAAUGCCUUGGAGGAGGAAAGAUAGAGCACAACAACCAGGACAAGAAAUUAAGGGUGUUUGGUGAAUCAACUGCGUUUGGUAAAGCAGACCACGCUGCGUCUGUGGAGAAGUUGAAGAGUGCCUUCAGUGACUAUGAGAUCACCUGGUCUGAUGACACAAAAUAGAGUAUAAACCAAAUAUUUAAAAUGUCUGACAUUAUUUCUUUCUUCUGAAAAGAAAACCAUACAAUAAUGAUGUCAUCCGUCUGUACAACCUACAUUUGAUUAAAAUACACCAUUCUCCAUUAAAAUGGUCGCUUAUCCCUGA